GGGCCCGUUUGGGUCAGUCCACCGACCCCGUCAAGGGCAGUCUGGAAAUCUCAUCCCCUCCGUCGCCAGAAACCUGGACGGUGGCGACGGGAAGACGGCCCUGCCGCGGCUGCCAUUGUUGUCUCUGGCAGGAGAGGAGGAUAAGAGAGAAAGGAAGAGGAAGACGGCGACGAGGAAAGGAGGUAAUAAAAGGGUUGGAGCUAAAGAAGCAAGAAUGGCGGUAAAUGCUUCUCUUUAACGCGGGGAGGAAGAAAACAAGGAAAUUUUGGAUAUAAAAUAAAAGAAACGCUCCUAUCUUUAGCAGCAGGCGCACAAGCACGCGGCAUGCUUCUCUGAGAGGAAAAGGAGGAGAAGCGGGAAGAAGGAGAGCCCUAAGUCGACCCACCUACAGAGAAUGGCCACUGCCGAGGAGCAGGUGGCCUUAUUCGGGAGAACCUUGAAGGAAGGGGAGAGACUGCUAGCUCCUACCAUGAGACCGGACGGCACUCUCAGGAAACCCAUCAGGAUCAGGGCCGGUUAUGUUCCUCAGGACGAAGUCGCCAUCUAUCAAUCCAAGGGUGCCUUGUUGAGAAAGUCGAUGCCGGAGGUGCCGCCGGGCUACGAUCCAGAGCUGGAUGCGAAGCCGAAGACAAAAUCGGCAAAGAGGAAUGAGAGGAAGAAGGAGAAAAAGCAUCAACAGGCUGCCCUUGCAUCAUCAUCUGCUGACAAAGAACAUGUUGUGGAGAGAAGGGAAGCUGGAGAGAGGUCUUUAGUGGAGGAUGUUUACCAGCCACAGGAUGUAGAUGCAUUAACCAACCAAGUAGAUAAAAUUUCCCUUUCCAGUAAAGCAGUACCUAAUGCAUCACCACAUAAAAUGGAGAAUACAAAUUCCAGGGAAUCAGGUCCAGAUCUUGAGAAAAGAAUCCGGGCACUGAAGAAAAAGAUUCGGUUGACAGAGGCAUUGAAGAAAGCUGCCAGUGAGAAAGAUGAUUUGAAGCCAGAGCAACUAGAGAAACUCUCUAAAUUGGACAGCUGGUACAAAGAGCUAGCGGAGAUGGAGUACAAAAAUAGUCCGUCUGCCUGACCAGAUCUGAGUUCUUUAUUUGCUGCAUUUUCUUGACGUCAAUGCUCAGUCUGGUGAAGCACUCUAGCAUAUGGCCUGCAAGGUGCUAAUUUUGUCGAUGCUUCUGAAACAGUGAGCCACAAACCGCCUACUGGUGGUGGAGUCUAGUUUCCGUUUUCACAGUUAAUUUGGGUGUAUCAGUUCGGGCCUUCACCUGGUUAUCAUCAGAUAUGAGCCUCAUUGUGGGCAGUCUCUGUGAUGCAACGUAGUUGUGCAUUGUGAAACUUGAUAUGUACUUUGCUCUCACUGUGGAUGUUCAAUGAAGAUUCAGAACCAUUUUUUUU
Molecule: messenger RNA, 1386 nt
Organism: Nymphaea colorata (pocket water lily)
Lineage: Eukaryota; Viridiplantae; Streptophyta; Magnoliopsida; Nymphaeales; Nymphaeaceae
Product: partner of Y14 and mago
Exons: 4
Coding region: 395-1063 (222 amino acids)
Biological process (GO): exon-exon junction complex disassembly
Cellular component (GO): exon-exon junction complex; cytoplasm
Molecular function (GO): RNA binding
Source: RefSeq, a predicted model, not a curated record